AUGCCGGGAGGAUUUAAGUGGGAGGUGCAAUAUGCGAAGAGGAAGAGUAGGAAAGGAAGGGCAAUGGGUGGAAUUAUAACGGGGGUGAGAAAAGGGAUAAGAAUAGAAGGAAAGGGUAGAACGGAUAAAGGGGGAAUGCUGGAGGUGAUGAUAGAAAGAGAGGGGGAGAGAUGGAGGUUGGUGGGAGUGUACAUUAACGGAGAUUUGGAGGAGAAACUAGAGGAGAUGAACGAGUGGAUGGAGGAAGAGGGAGACAGGGUCAGAACGAUAAUAGGGGGGGAUUUCAAUGCAAGAACGGGAAAUUUAGGGGGAGGAAUAGUGAUGGGGGAGGAUGAGGGAGAAGAGGGAAAGGGGAGAAAAUCAAAGGAUACAAAGGUAAAUGGGGAAGGGAGAAGAUUGGUGGAAAAGUUGAAGGAGAGGGGGUGGGCGAUAAUGAAUGGAGGAGUAACAGGAGAUGAGGAAGGGGGGUGGACGUAUAUGGGGCCGAAGGGGAGAUCGGUAAUUGAUUACGUGAUAGGGAAUGAGAAAGUUAGAGAGGAAAUUACGAAGUUAGAAAUAGGAGACAGGGUGGACUCGGACCACAUGCCGGUGGUAAUAUGGAUCAGAGGGAAAGGAGGAGGAGGGGAAGGAAAAGGGAUAAAGAGGAAAAGGAGAUGGAGCUGGACGAAGGAGGGGAAGGAGAAAUUUAGGGAGAGGAUAGGGGAAAUAUGGGAGAAGCAAAGGGACGAACAAGAAGAGAAAGGGGUGGAGGGGGAGUGGGAAGAGAAGAAAAGGAAGAUACAGGAAGUGCUAGACAAGGGGAAAGAGGGGGAAGGAAAGGAGAGGAGAGAGAAAAAGAGAGGGUGGUUUGACGGGGAGUGUAGAAGAGAGAAGGGGGAGGUGGCAAAGGAAUUGAAAAGGUGGAAGAGGAUAGGGGGGAAAGGGGAAGAAUACAGAAAAAGAAAAAAAGAGUACAAGAGAUUAUGUAGGAAGAAGAAAGAGGAGGAUAAUGUGGAGUGGACGAGGAAGGCAAUGGAAGCAAGGACGGAGGGACAGGUAUGGGAGGUGGUUAGGAGGGAAAGGGGGAAAGGCAAAGGAGGAAUGGGAGGAGGGAUUGAGAUAGAAGAGUGGAACAGAUAUUUUAGGGAGUUAUUAGGGGGGGUAGAAUCGAGAGUAGUAAUGAGAGGAAAUAGGAUGGAGAAGGGGAGGGAAGAAGACCAGAUAGAAAAGGGAGAAAUUAGGAGGGCGAUAGGCAGGUUAAAGGAAAGAAAGGCGCGGUGGGGGUGGAUGGGAUACCGGGAGAAGUGUGGAAAUAUGGAGGGGAGGGAAUUGAGAAGUGGGUAUGGGAGAUAUGCAAUAGGAUAUGGAAGGGGGAAGGGUGGAUUGGGGAAUGGAGUGAGGGGCUGA
This is a messenger RNA of Nylanderia fulva, 1386 nucleotides long. NCBI's taxonomy places the organism in Eukaryota, Metazoa, Arthropoda, Insecta, Hymenoptera, Formicidae. The record is from RefSeq and is a predicted model, not a curated record.